AUGUACCAGGUAGUCGAUCCUAGUGGGACAAAACACGUGACUGGCGAGCACGGAGUACAAGAGGAGAUUAUGCGCUCGAGCAUUUCUCCACCACCAUCUACCUCGCAAUCACCUAUCCAGAUCGACCAAGGUACUAGACAAGCGAGUCCUUCACCCUCUACGGUUUCUGAUGAAGAUGCGCAUUCAAUUUCUCGCAAAGUUUUCAUUGGAGGACUUCCGCAAGAUAUUAGCAAAGAAGCGUUGCUGCAGAAGUUCAGCACUUAUGGUCGUGUUCAUCUUGACUUCCCAUCAGAGCCUACCCACCCUCCAAGAACGAAGAAAGCAGAUCGUAAGUUCAGUACGUCCGGAUAUGUGUUUGUGGUUUAUGAUUGCGAAGAAGCGGUUCUGAACCUACUAAGGAGUUGUAUUAAAUUCGAAGAAAACUUCUUCAUGCUGUUCACUGAAGGCUCCAUUAUUCCAAAGUUGGCACAAGUGCGUCCGUGGUAUUUAAGUUCUAUUGCUCAUAUCCCGGAUUCUGAUGCAAAAAUUGAUCCACGUCUCACAGUGUUCAUCGGUGGUGUACCUCGUCCAUUAGCAGCACAAGAACUUGCAUCUCUCCUAGUAAAGAAGUUUGGAAAGCUGGUGUACUGCGAAAUUGACGUGGACCCGGACUUGUUCUAUCCAAAAGGAGCUGCAAGAGCAGUCUUCGCUUCUUAUAGCGGCUACGUCAAAGCUAUCCAAACCCGAUACCUGCAGAUCCCCAAUUUUGAAUUCAACAAGCGGGUCAGUUUCAGCCGAGUGUACACAAGUAUAUGUGCUUGA
Molecule: messenger RNA, 801 nt
Organism: Cooperia oncophora
Lineage: Eukaryota; Metazoa; Nematoda; Chromadorea; Rhabditida; Trichostrongylidae
Source: the annotation of a GenBank genome assembly